CCAGUCUCAGGUUUUUUGCGUUUUCUCGUGGCCGAAUCAUGGCGGGUAAGGAAGUCAGCAUCGACGCCCCCCAGGCGCAGUACCGUGUCAGCAACGAAGAGUGCCAGUUCUCCCAGCUCCUCCACGACAAGGCUGGUGACGGCAAGGUGUCCGUCGAUGACGCCAUAUCGGCCUACCGCCAGCUGAACACUUCCACGAGCCGCACCUUUAAGGCCCCUCUGAUCGCUCUGUGCGCCAUCGGGUACCUCGUGACGGUGGCCAUCCUGUUCUCGCUGGUCAUCGCAUCGAACGAGCUGACCAAGGUGGGGCUGAUGUUGGAUUGGAAGGGAGGAGACGGUAAAAUGGCGUGUCUCGUGUCUCUUCAUGAUGCAGGACCUGUCUGUGGGCCCUCAGGGGAGGCUGAUGCGCGCCUUUGGUGGCGGCUGGUUCGGCGGCAAGGCCGACCCAGAGCCAGUGAGGACCAUUGAUAUCCAAAGAAAAUGCGCAAGAAACACGCAGCCAGCCGGUGCAUGUUUGUGUCGGUUUUUCGCUUGUGCUGGUGCAGGUGAGCACGAAGGAAGCCUAUGACGAGUUGGAGAUGUUUGAUUUCCUCGAGAUGCCGCUGGCGGACCUCUACAAGGCGGAGUCGCUCUUCCUCACCUUCACGCUCGCCGGAGAGGUGAGUGAGGACACACGGCACAGACACUGCAACCUGGCUCAUUGAUUGAUGCCUGUACGCAUCUUUCAUGUGUGCGUGUACGUAUACGGAUGAAUGAAUGUAUGUGUGUAUGUGUCUAUAUGUGCGUCCGUGCAGCACAUUGAAAAGUUCUACAAGGUCGCCGAGAUCACGCGCAACGUCGACCGCAAACUGGUGGAGAUGCACUUCUUCUCAGGUAGCCGCGACAAGACACGGAGACACACAGGGAAACGGACGUGGACACAUUCGGCUGCUGCAUGUAUGUCUCCUGUCUCUUUGGCUGUCUGGCUGCAGGUGAGAAGCUGGUGAUGAUGCCCCAGGGUGCCAACCUCUACGAGGCUGGCCCCUUGUUCUACAAGAGACCCCUGGCCAUCUUCAAGGUAUGUACCCCAGCCGCUCCACUCAAGCCUCUACCCGCCCCUGUAUGUUUGGUCAGGGCCCAGCGUUUGACGAAGCCCUGUCUGACGAAGACAACUUCCUCGUGCGCGACGUCGACAAUGACAAAGCCAACACCGGUAUACAUAUAUUUGAUGUGACGGAGAGAGGCGAUCAUUAAGUCUCUCCUCUAUGUCUGUCUCUUCUUAUUGCUUUGUGCGUCCGCCUGUGUCUAGAUGAGAAGAGUGACGUAGCUGAGGACCAGUUGGUGCCUGCAGCGGACAGCACUGACGACAGAGCUCUCCAGAGACGAUCGCGGUUCGGCACUGGGGCGGGAUCGGGCAACAUCUACUUCAACAGCGGACGUGUAAGACACACUGCCUGACCUGAUUCAUCCCUGACUCCCACACACGAGCAGAGAGGCAUGGAUGGAUGGAUGGAUAGAUGUUGCCAUUGGGUGUCUCUUUGUGUAUGUGUGGGACCAGAUGUAUGACCGUGGCGGGAUAGUGGAUGUGGGCCGGCGCCAGCGAUUCAAUGCCGUGGCCGUCAGAGGACGAUGCAGUAAGGCACACCGCACACACAUGUGGCAGAGACAAGGACACUGACUUGGUGGUGUUGCCUUUGUGUCUCUGUCUGCAGGAGGCACGCGUUUCCAAUGCAGAGGCUACUGAAGAUGACACACACAUCCACACACAUCCACACAACAGACACGCACACUUUCACUUCCACAGACACUUACUUUGACAGACAGACACACACACACACACAUGGACAUCGUUUUUGUUUAACACACCAGCCAGCGGGACCAGUGCCACAUUCCGCCACAGCAUGCAGGCAUGUUAUGUAUGCAUUACGGGGUCCACACGAGCGUUUUCCAGCUAUUUUUUCGUCCAGUCGAUCUUUUUGCGUCCGAAGGACGCUUAAGGGCAGGCAGGCAGGCAGGCAGACAUCACACGUCAGUCAGCUGAGGAAUGAUGCAUGCAGCGGUGCUUAACGCU
This is a messenger RNA of Vitrella brassicaformis, 2049 nucleotides long. NCBI's taxonomy places the organism in Eukaryota, Vitrellaceae. The record is from the annotation of a GenBank genome assembly.